AUGCAGCAGAAGGUUUGUCCCAGAGGUCCAGCUUCCUUCCUCCUGGACAGAAACGGACGGGCGUGCGGCGCCGUCUCAGCCACUUCCUGUGAGCUCCCCUUCCGCUGCCCCCGCUGCGGCGAGCAGGAGCGUUUCCGCAGCCUGGCGUCUCUGAGAGCACACCUGGAGUACCGCCACUCCUACCGCUCCCCCGAUGUCAUCUCCGGAGAUUUCAGCAUCACUGGGAAACACCCCGACCCGCUGACGGCGGCGAUCCCCUGGCAGGACAUGAGCCUCCCGACCCGCAGGGGGCAGCAGGGCGCCGCCAGGCCGCCUCAUGUUCGCUCGCUGAGCGACAGCAGAGACAGCGGCUUCCUGCAGCCUUACGGCUCGGUGAGGAGGCGCACCCAGAGCGUAGGGGUGGGGACACAGGCGGAGGAAGAGGAGGGAGAGGAAGGAGGGGAGGAUGAAGAUACAGGAGAGGAAGAGGAGGAGGAUGAUGAUGAUGAUGAAGGAGCAGAUGAACCCAGGAUUAAGUCAGAGCUUCCAGUGUCCAAUAAAAAGCCAGAAACUGGCCUCCAGCAUCACCGCUCAUUCCCUCCUGGUUCCAUCGCCCCGCCUCUGGACAUGGACCCAGAACCGGACCAGGACCAGGACCAGGACCUGGACCUGGACCUGGACCCGACCGCUCAGAGCUCCUUCUCCGGCCUGGAGACGGCGGCGGCCUCAGCGGCGGUACGGCGGCGGCUGGCCGGCAUCCUGCGGGCCGCGGACAGCACCAUGCAGCGCCGGCUGGCCAAGCUGAGCACGGAACUGGCCAGAACCGACACGGAGCUGCUGUGUGAGCGCGCCCACUCCCAGCAUCUGGCCCAGGAGAGGCAGGAGGUGGCAGACAGGCGGCGCUCUCUGAGCCGGCAGGUGGACGUGGCCGUCAUGGUGAUCGCCGCCCUGAGGGAGCAGCUCUACGCCUCAGAGAACGAGCUGGAGCGCAGAGAGAGGGAGGUGAUCACCAUCCAGAGGUUCCUGGAGGCGGCGGCGCGCCAGGAGACCAGCGGGAAGGUCCGGAUCCAGCGGUUCAUCGAGGGCCUGCUGGGCCGCAUCGCCCUGGCUGAGAAACUGGUGGAGUUCUACCAGGUGAACGGCAGCCCGGCCCAGUGUGAGCGCUACCAGCAGCAGCAGCAGGCUGAUCAUUGCCGCCACAGAAUCACUAAAAGCAGGUCCGCAGCAGGUCCGAUCUUCUCCUCUGGUCUCCAUGACAACAGGACUCAGUCCUCCUCCCAGUUCGGCGCCGCUCCUAACGCUGCCGUGGAGCGCGAGCGGCAGGAGCGCCUGGCCCAGUCCUCCCGGCUGUUCUGUCGACCGGAACACAGAGACGACAUCUGGAACCACCAGCGGCGCCGGUCCACCGGGUACGAGGCCUAGAACCGGAGAGAUGGGGUCUGGUUCUGAGACCCAGUGGGUCCACAAACCACCAGGCCCACAUGAACAGAACCUCAUCAGAACCAACUUUCUGCCUAGAAUAUUGUAAAUAAAACUUUACGGGUAAAAAAACAAACAUUUAUCAGAACCUUGGGGUUCUUAUUAGUUCUGCUGGUACCUUUAGGUUCUGGAUAUUUGUCUAAAUAUGAAUCUGAACCCGGUCCAGAUCGUAAUGUCCUUCAGAACCAACAGAUGUCACUACUGGACCAUGUUGAUACCAAGUAGUUGGUUCCGUCGGUUUGGGUUCUCUGGUUCUUUCUACAUCAGCACAAACGGUUCUGAACGGAUCAUAGUCGGUGUCGUCUGGUUCUACAGAUUAGAUCUUUAAUAUUUGAUCCUGAAACAGAACCAAGGAGAUUUUAAUCUCUUCUGGUCCGACCCUCAGAUUAUCAGAUUAUUUCAGCAUCUAGUUGAUAAAUUCUUCCUCAUUUUGUCCAUCCAAGCAGCCGGAUCUUCCUGGAAGGUUCUGAUGGUUCUUCUCUGGGCUCGGCCUGCUUUUCUCCUCCUUUAAGUCCAGUUUUCACCACCAUGAUUCUUCUGUGUUGAUUUAAAGAAGCUGCUCGUCUUCCUGAGAUCUGAUCGGGUUACAAUCAGGAUCCUGAUAGGACCUGGAAAUCCUGGAAUUCCAUCAAGCAGAUUUACUGAGUGGAGGAUCUGCAACAAUCCGUCCUGCU
Molecule: messenger RNA, 2132 nt
Organism: Cyprinodon variegatus (sheepshead minnow)
Lineage: Eukaryota; Metazoa; Chordata; Actinopteri; Cyprinodontiformes; Cyprinodontidae
Gene: znf365
Product: zinc finger protein 365
Exons: 5
Coding region: 1-1401 (466 amino acids)
Biological process (GO): telomere maintenance; regulation of DNA strand resection involved in replication fork processing; regulation of neuron projection development
Cellular component (GO): centriolar satellite
Source: RefSeq, a predicted model, not a curated record